AUGAAGAACGUCUUGGCUCGGUCCGCCCUCCGGGUCGCUUCCGGCUCGACCAGGACGCUGGCACGCAGCGCUGUCACACCGGCCCUCUUCCGAUCCAAUGGUCUCGCUCCCCACGGCUCUUCCGCCGAGGCAUUCCGUGGCGAUAAGCUGGCAGCUCCUCGCGCUUUCUCUACCUCGCCAACAGCCUGCAAGAAAAAGGGCAAGAGCUCGAGCGCGGUAGAGGAGGUCACUGAGUUUGACGACGACGACUCUGCCGCAUUCGAGGACGACGACCUGUUUGGCGGCACCACAUCGGAGCACGUCGGCCCAGACGACGCCGCAGCACCACCGAGCUCGGACCCGGCGGGCCCGCGGCAGCCGGCGGGACCAACGUGGAACCAGGCGUUUGCGUUUGUCGAGUCGCACCUGGCGUGGGACAAGCUGGACCUCAGCCGGGAACCCAGCGUGCGGCGGUGGCGCUACCUGGCGCGCCACGCCAACACCAAGGACGAGCUCCUCUCGGCCCUCUCGCUCGCCGAGACCUACCUCGACCGCGUAGGCAAACUGGGCGUAGAGAGCGGACCCAUCUUUGGCCGUCGUGCCGCCGCCAUCGGCUACCCCGAGGUCGGCCUGCACGCCUUUCUCGAGAGGUACCGCUUCGGCAUGGAGGCGGACCUGCCCACCCUCUACCUCAUCCAGCGCGAGCUGAGGGCAAAGGCCAUCAGCGGGAGCACAGAGGCGCUGCUCGAGAGCGUCACGCUCGAGGGCGCGCCCGUCCAGGAGGUCGACCUCCUCGCACCCGUCGCGCCCGAGGCGGAUGAUGCCGCCGCCGCCCCUGCCGCCGACGCCGAGGCAGCCGCACCAGCAGAGACUGCCGAGCAGACCGACGCCGACGCCGACGCUGCGGUGCGGGCCCAGCUCUCCAUCCUGGACCGCAUGGCCCUGGCCGUGAUCCUGACGCCGCACUUCAACUACGGCUUCGUCGACCCCAUCAUCCUCUCGUUCCUGCCCGCCACGUACAUCAACGUCUUUGGGCUGCAGGAGGCGUCCAACCGCUCGCGGCCGGACCGGGGUCGGGUCGUUGAAAAGGUCGACUCGACCAUCUCGCUCCUCGUCUCGGCCAUGGACACGGCGCUUCCGGACAAGAACGCGCGCAGGCCCAAGCCCUUCCGCAUGCCCAGCCACUUUUACGCCGGCACGACGUCCCAGUCGCGCGAGCAGGGCCUCAAGACGGUCCGCGCCAACCUGCACGACAUCCUCGCCUACCUCGGUAGCCGCCGUCAGCAGGUCGACGCCCGCGGCCUCGAGCCCGUCCGAGUCAUCGAGCGGUACAUGAAGAAGCUCGACAAGCAGUCUGCCAAGAUGAUCCUGGACGAGGUCAAGCCCAAGGUCCAGCAGAGCGUCCGGCAGUAG
Messenger RNA from Pseudozyma flocculosa PF-1, 1392 nucleotides. RefSeq lists its product as uncharacterized. The coding region runs from base 1 to 1392 and encodes 463 amino acids. NCBI's taxonomy places the organism in Eukaryota, Fungi, Basidiomycota, Ustilaginomycetes, Ustilaginales, Ustilaginaceae. The record is from RefSeq and is a predicted model, not a curated record. The transcript has 2 exons.